Sclerotinia trifoliorum is the source of this 1784-nucleotide messenger RNA. NCBI's taxonomy places the organism in Eukaryota, Fungi, Ascomycota, Leotiomycetes, Helotiales, Sclerotiniaceae. The record is from the annotation of a GenBank genome assembly.
UGCGUUCACACUUUUCUCGCUACCCUAUUGGAAGAGCUUAGAAUUUAGAGGCUUUUCAUACCACUCAUUAGGUCAUUUUACUCUUACAACAUUGAUUAGAAUAAGUCCUGUUUUGGCUCGGCAAUCGAGUCGACUCUUUCAAUAGACUCAAUUGCAGCAAUCGAUUAAUUGAGAGCAGUCGAGUAAUGAUAAGUGAUGUGUAUACUGGUAAUGUGAACCAGUGCAAAAUAAGGUAUCUUUUGUAUGUGGGUAAAAAGAACACCCGAUGUCAUUUUCCUUUUCGAAGAGCACCGGCCAUUGCUUUCCCAGUUUGCAUAUGGAGUAUGGUCUUUCCGUUCUCUAGAGUAUUGUUCUUGGUCUUAUCACCUCUUUUUUGAAUUUAAUAUACGAAAAUGAUUUCAGAAGCCGUUCGGCUUUUGUGUUACUAGUGAAGGGCUUAACCUAUAAUUUUCACACGCCUCAAAAAUUUAGGGUUUUGGUCUGUAAGCUAACCUUCAAGCGAACGAUGACUUAUUUAGCACAACAAGUUCCAGUAUUAGUGUAUAAGCUAUGUUUUCAGCAGUACAAAUGGCCUCGAUUUUUUUCAUCUCGAAAUGUCUUGCAGUUUCGUUCCCUGUUCUUCUUUACUUUAUUGCUAUCGUCAUCAAUACAAAUUCAUCAAGUCAACCAUUAUUCACAAGGGUAAAGAUGUCUUUUCAAUUUAUCAAGUCGAAGCUCACCUGCAAGAGUCCUCCUUCGACAAAGGUUUACAAGAACCAAAAUUUCGACAAAUCCGACGAUACCUGUAAGUAGAAAAAGCCCAAUUGUGGUUCAAGUUUUAAUCACUGUUUGGAUAUAUCAUAUUUCCCGAACCGUCGCCGUACAAUUGUAUACUUCUUUCACACGACUCCAAAAAGUCUAGUCCUCAGACAAGGCUUUUGUUCAAAAGAAAAUUGGUCUUAUAAUUACUUGCUCGAGCACUUAUUCUGGGCAUAGCAGAUCCAUACAUGAACAAUUUCUGAGUCCGCGUGUUUGAUUUCUCUGGAUGGUGAUGCAGCUGGAAACAUAUUUGUAUUGGUGCUCGGUCACACAUCAUGGAUGCAGGUUAACUAAUGAACGAAUACUAUAGUGGUCAAUAUCUGUGAGCGAAACCAGCGAAGAAGGGACCCAAUCUCGGCUCCAAAGAUACGCUGGGCAACAAUUCCUCAAAACGACUACACGAACGCCCAGUGCCGUCUGUGGAUUACUGCUCAACUCCGGGCUUAUUACGUCUUCAUCCCACGAUCCACAGCCAUUUCCAUUGCCAGUGGUUUUGACGGUUCCGGAUUCACAAUGUUCGCAAUGGAAAGAGAGGACUGGGUGGACAUGCUCGGAGUUCAUGGGCACAUCAUAGGAUUCUUGAUUCGAAGAAUCUUGUGGAAUCAGAAGAAAGCCACGAAAGCCGGCUUUUCAUUGGGCGUGAUGAACGAUUUGAGGGGUGAAUACAAGGCAGAAAUUUUUUUGGAGGAAGAUUUAAAUUGGAGUGGCUUGUACCCCAUCAAAUAGAGGUCUUGAGGAUCUUUCAAUCUGGAGUUAUUGAUUGCAAAAUCUUUUGGAUAUGGAGGCAUUUUGAGAUGGAGUUAUUUGGAGAUUGGAUAAUUUUAAUAUAUGGACAUUCUGGGUUGAUACGUCAAUCAGCCGAUUUAUGAGCUUCCUUGCCCUCACAAUUUCUUCGAAAAAAAAAAUCCCCUUCGAUUUGUCCAAUUACAUGUUUCGAUCGAUUCGCCCUCCUCCCAAAAACACACCAUGAUUCUAUAUUAUAAUAA